CUCUGGGGUGCAACGUUAUCGCUCUUACGAGAAGUGGGAUGUGGACGUCUGAGGUGUGGGUACUUUGGAAAUUCUCCAGAAGAGAUGAGCUAAUUACGCCGCACUUUCCCGUCUCGGUCGCUUCUAGUCACGGUUAAGCUUUGCGUAGUGUUUGGCUCCAGCGUUUUUCCAGCCAAACCACCGAAACCCACAUAGCGGGAGGGGGACGGGGGUCUGACUCCUCGUUUUCCUGCACUUAAGAAUGUGUGGGUUUAAUAAAGUUUAAUGAUAUAUCCAAGAUCGAAAGGAUAAGCAUCUUUGGCGCAAUUUGGAUUACUUCCACAUGUAAACAGCGCAACACCGUAGUAAGAAAGAUAUUGAUAAGUAGCCAUUUUUCUGUGGUUGGCGCAUGUUUUGGAGUCGUGUACGCAAAAAAAACAACAGCUGCAUUUCUUCUCUUCAGAGCUACGACCCACACCCUGGUUCUGCGAGCGUUGAAUGCUGGGAUUCAGUAUCGCGUUAUUCACAAUGCCUCCAUCAUGAACGCGGUGGGCUGCUGUGGAUUGCAGCUGUACAACUUCGGGGAGACGGUGUUCAUUGUGUUUUGGAUGGACACAUGGAGACCUGAAAGCUUCUACGAUAAGAUAAAAAAGAACAGGGAUAUGGGCCUGCACACGCUGUGCCUGCUGGAUAUCAAAGUCAAAGAGCAGUCCAUGGAGAAUUUAAUGAGGGGUCGAAAGAUUUACGAGCCUCCCAGGUACAUGACUGUCACUCAGGCAGCUGAGCAACUCCUGGAGAUACUACAGAACCGACGGGAUCGGGGCGAGGAACUGGCAAUGACUGAAGACACAGUGUGUGUUGGUCUGGCUCGGGUCGGAGCCGAGGACCAGACCAUCCGUUCUGGGACACUGCAAGAGUUGGCAUCCAGUGACCUGGGAGGACCACUUCACUUAAUGAUCAUCAGCGGACACCUUCACCCUCUGGAGGUGGACAUGUUGAAACUCUUCAGUGGUUCUGAGGGAUUGAAGACCUUGAAGAUGACCGAUAGUUCCACAUAUGUUUCUUGAUAUCCAAGAAGCUUGUGCUCUUCAUGAAAAAAAAUCCCUUUCCAGUGCUCUUAGGAUUUUUUUAAAAAGGAAAUCGGACAAGCCGGUCCACGUGAGAGCCUGGAGCUGCCGGAGGGUCAGGAGAACACGCAAAUGACAUGAUUGUUAUUCCAGAUCAAAUUUGACCACUUUAACCUUUAAGCACCGGUCAGGCAUGGGUUGCAUUUCAUUACAAGAUUUAGAUUGGGAGUGGGAUGAUUAUUUUGACGUGUGGCAGUCAUGUUCUUGCUGUCAAAAAAGUAAAUGAUGGAAUUAUAAUAGAGGAAAUGGAAAAGGUUAUUGUGGACCAACUGCAUCUGGGUUGCAUUAGUGCCUCUGAAAUUGAGCUUUCUUCGAAAUUGGCAUAAUGUUUCCGUACCAAGAGCCUUUCUUAAUGGAACUUUCUCAGUAAGAAUGUAAAUAAGAUAAAAGCAAAUACUGAGAUUCCUUUGAGCAUGUCAUAAUGGAUGAAGAUUGAUUUUCGUACAAUAAAGACACUCAUUUCGGUGCCACUGAUCACAUCAACGCCCUACAUGUGGUUUGACUGUUUUCAUCUACAUCUGUGGUUUUGUUUGUAGUCUCUCAUUUCAUUUCUGUCAGCAUGAAUUGCAUAAAAAGUGAAC
Sinocyclocheilus grahami is the source of this 1687-nucleotide messenger RNA. RefSeq names its product diphthine methyl ester synthase-like. Gene Ontology annotation, molecular function: diphthine synthase activity. The record is from RefSeq and is a predicted model, not a curated record. The transcript has 5 exons. Gene Ontology annotation, biological process: protein histidyl modification to diphthamide. Bases 519 to 1046 code for a protein of 175 amino acids. Lineage: Eukaryota; Metazoa; Chordata; Actinopteri; Cypriniformes; Cyprinidae.